Messenger RNA from Pelobates fuscus (common spadefoot toad), 1943 nucleotides. Its product is annotated as zona pellucida sperm-binding protein 4-like. The coding region runs from base 6 to 1943 and encodes 645 amino acids. The record is from RefSeq and is a predicted model, not a curated record. Lineage: Eukaryota; Metazoa; Chordata; Amphibia; Anura; Pelobatidae. Gene Ontology annotation, biological process: prevention of polyspermy; binding of sperm to zona pellucida. The transcript has 12 exons. Gene Ontology annotation, molecular function: structural constituent of egg coat; acrosin binding. Gene Ontology annotation, cellular component: egg coat.
CUAAAAUGGGUUGGUGUAAUGGGUUUGGAGUGGUUUUAGGUUUGUUUUUGAGCUGCGGACUGCAUGUUUUGUCUGGUGCCUCAGAACAGUUUUGGAAUGAUCCCUCGCAGCUACAAUGUGGCCUUGCAGACAUGCAGUUUUCUCUUCCUUUCUUGAUUAGAGAUUCAGCUUUUGUGUUGGCUGUACUUGACAACAAAGGAAAGUCUCAUUAUCUCUACAAUAAUUCUGCUUGUGGGACCUGGAUAGGAGAGAAACCAGAUGGCUCUGUGGUCGUUGGUGCUGCUUAUGAUGGUUGCUUUGUUAGCAAGAAGGAUGGAGAAUACUUGAUGACCAUAACCCUGGAAGAAAUAUCUGAUGGACUUGUUCAGUAUAACAAAAAGGACCUAAAGUGCCCGAUCUUACCAGCUAUGGAUGCUCCUAGCCCAAGUACAUGUGCUUCAAUUGCACAACAAGACAAGCUGCCAUGUGCCAAUGCUUUAGUAAGCCAAGAACUUUGUGAACGUAUUGGUUGUUGCUUUAAUCCCAGAGAUACUACAAUGCCGUGUUACUAUGGAAAAAAAUUGACUGCACAGUGCUCAGACAACAUUGUGGUGGCGGUUUCUAAAGAUCUGACAACGCCUUCACUGGUCUUGGAAUCUGUCAAUGUGGUUGCUGUAGAUUCUGCUUCAUGUCCUAAACUGAGUAUUCUGAAAAGCAAUAGCUUUGUAGUAUUUCAGUUUCCACUAUCUUGUGGAGCAAAGCACCAGGUGGAUGAAAGUACAAUGAUAUAUGAAAACAUAAUUGAGGCAAAACAAGACAUAAGGACAUGGAAUGGAGCUUCCUUGACGAGGGACAGUACAAUGAGGGUGACUGUACAGUGCAGUUAUUCAAGAAAUGCAGUUCUACCACUAAAGGUGCAGGUAUUUACACUACCCCCACCUCCUCCUGUAUCAACUACUGGUCCCCUGUUCCUGGAAAUGAGAAUUGCUAAAGACCAACAGUAUUCUUCAUAUUAUAUUGAUGGUGACUACCCUGUAACGAGAGUGCUCCGAGAUCCAGUCUACUUGGAAGUCCGCAUUCUUCAAAGGACUGAUCCUAAUCUGGUUCUGAUCUUGAAUGACUGCUGGGCUAAUCCCUCUCCUGACAAGACACAGCAGCCUCAGUGGCCCAUCUUGGUGAAAAGCUGCCCCUUUCCUGGAGACAACUACCUCACACAGCUUAUUCCUCUUGGCGCUUCAUCUCGGGCAAUUCCAUUCCCAACCCAUUACAACCACUUUUCAAUCAGCACCUUCACAUUUGUGGAUGGAAGAACCCAGCUUGCACUUAGAGGACUGGUCUACUUUCACUGCAGUGCUUUGGUUUGUGUUCCAUCUGCUGGCAAUCCAUGCAGCACUACCUGUGCACAAAGACAAAAGAGGCAGUCCGUGUGGAUCCCUGAGGAACAUCAAAGCAUUGUAACAUCACUUGGUCCUGUUAACUUUAUUACAGUUGAAAAAGAUGUGAUUCUACCAGAGCAUAGCUUCGAUGACAAUGGAAGUGAUAUUCCUAUUUCAAUAAAAGACCUCUUGGAAGCUGACACUAUCAUAUCUGCCACUAUGAUAGAUUACUUUUCUCCUAUAUCCAACAUGUAUAACACUGGUAAGGCAGUUGAAGGUCUUGUCGAGAGAGGACAAGGAGACCUUCUUGAUGCAGUUAUCAAUGUACUAGUUAAUGAGGUAACUGACGGCUCCACUGAAGGGGAAGGAUCAGGGACCCCACAAGGAGACUUUCUUGGCGUGGAAAGACUGCGCCCUAAAUAUCUGGUUCCUGUGAUGGAAGAUUCUGGAAGUCCUGAAUCCUCUUCUCUGAUCUGGUUAAGAGUAGCAGUGGCUGUAGGAGGGGUCCUAGCUGUAACGCUGACAGUCCUCGGUCUCUGGAGAUGCCGUACAAACCGUAGCAAAAGAAUUAAUUCAGUAGAAGCUUAA